Amborella trichopoda is the source of this 2389-nucleotide messenger RNA. Its product is annotated as putative 1-deoxy-D-xylulose-5-phosphate synthase, chloroplastic. The record is from RefSeq and is a predicted model, not a curated record. NCBI's taxonomy places the organism in Eukaryota, Viridiplantae, Streptophyta, Magnoliopsida, Amborellales, Amborellaceae. Gene Ontology annotation, biological process: terpenoid biosynthetic process; chlorophyll biosynthetic process. Gene Ontology annotation, cellular component: chloroplast. Gene Ontology annotation, molecular function: 1-deoxy-D-xylulose-5-phosphate synthase activity.
GCUAUCCUCUCUCUCUUCCCCUGAAAUCUCUCUCUCUCUCCUCUCAACUCAAAUUCUACAGUGAAAAAAUGGCGGUCCCUCGACCCAUCUGCCCGCCCACUCUAACAACGCCUGCGCCCUUCUUAGCAGGAGGACUCGAUACCAGCAAUACUUCAUUCUCCUCUAGAGCCCUACCCCAGUUGCAGGCAAUAGGGAUGAAACGAAAAGGAGGGUGCCUUUGUGGAGCGCUGAGCGAGAGAGGAGAAUACCACUCGGAAAGGCCUCCAACGCCACUACUCGACACCAUCAACUACCCCAUUCACAUGAAGAACCUCUCCAUCCCAGAGCUCAAACAACUGGCCGAUGAGGUUCGGUCAGAUGUAAUAUUCCAUGUGUCGAAGACCGGGGGUCACCUGGGCUCCAGUCUUGGGGUGGUGGAGCUCACUGUAGCCAUUCACUACGUCUUCAACGCUCCACAAGAUAAGAUACUCUGGGACGUUGGCCACCAGACUUACCCUCACAAGAUAUUGACGGGGAGGAGAGAGAAAAUGGGUACACUGAGGCAAACCAAUGGUCUUUCAGGGUUCACCAAGCGCUCAGAGAGUGAGUACGAUUGCUUUGGGGCGGGGCACAGCUCCACUAGCAUCUCUGCCGGCUUAGGGAUGGCAGUUGGGAGAGACCUGAAGGGAAGGAAGAACCAUGUGGUGGUGGUGAUAGGAGAUGGUGCCAUGACUGCAGGACAGGCAUAUGAGGCCAUGAACAAUGCAGGUUACUUGGACUCUAACAUGAUUGUCAUUCUCAAUGACAACAAGCAAGUUUCUUUGCCCACUGCCACACUCGAUGGACCCAUACCGCCUGUGGGGGCCCUUAGUAGUGCUCUCAGUCGUCUACAGUCUAGCCGAUCCCUUAGGCAGCUUAGGGAGGUUGCUAAGGGUGUGACAAAACAAAUUGGAGGCCCCAUGCAUGAGCUAGCAGCCAAGGUGGAUGAAUAUGCAAGAGGAAUGAUAAGUGGCUCAGGCUCCACAUUGUUUGAGGAGCUUGGUCUCUAUUACAUCGGACCAGUUGAUGGUCACAACUUGGACGAUCUGAUCACAAUCUUACGAGAUGUUAAGGCCACCCCCACUACUGGUCCUGUUCUAAUCCAUGUUGCUACUGAAAAAGGAAGGGGAUAUCCGUAUGCUGAACGAGCCUAUGAUAAGUAUCAUGGCGUUGCAAAGUUCGAUCCAGCCACAGGGAAGCAAUUCAAGGGCACAGCCAACACCAAGUCCUACACUUCCUAUUUUGCAGAUGCUCUCAUUGCUGAGGCUGAGGCUGAUCCCGAUAUUGUGGCGAUUCAUGCAGCCAUGGGAGGUGGCACUGGCCUCAAUGCCUUCCUUCGCCGCUUCCCGAACCGAUGCUUUGACGUGGGCAUUGCCGAGCAACAUGCAGUCACCUUUGCAGCUGGCCUCACUUGUGAGGGUGUAAAGCCCUUCUGUGCAAUCUAUUCCUCCUUCCUCCAACGCGCCUACGAUCAGGUAAUACACGAUGUGGAUCUCCAAAAGCUGCCAGUGAGGUUCGCCAUGGACAGAGCCGGACUUGUUGGGGCUGACGGACCCACACAUUGCGGUGCAUUUGAUGUGACCUUCCUUGCAUGCCUGCCCAACAUGGUGGUGAUGGCACCGUCAAAUGAGGCCGAGCUCUUCCACAUGGUGGCCACGGCUGCUGCCAUCGAUGACCGGCCUAGUUGCUUCCGCUACCCUCGAGGCAAUGGAGUUGGCAUCCCCUUGCCGGAGGGCAAUAAGGGAACUCCCCUUGAGAUUGGAAAAGGAAGAAUUUUAGUAGAAGGGGAGAGGGUAGCUCUUUUAGGCUAUGGAAUGGCCGUUCAAAGCUGCCUCGCAGCUGCUUCCUUGCUUGAAAGACGUGGCCUUCGGCCCACAGUAGCAGAUGCCCGCUUCUGCAAGCCAUUGGAUCAAGGGAUGAUACGUCGCCUUGCCAAAACCCACCAAGUCCUCAUCACAGUUGAAGAGGGCAGCAUCGGCGGCUUCGGGGCCCACGUGGCUCAGUUCAUGUCCCUUGAUGGCCUUCUCGAUGGAAGUACGAAGUGGAGGCCUCUAGUUCUCCCUGAUAAUUACAUCGACCACGGAUCACCAGCCAAUCAAUUGGCAGAAGCAGGCUUAACGCCUGCUCAUAUUGCAGCCACAGUCUUCAAUAUCCUUGGCCAGACUAGAGAAGCCCUUGAGGUCAUGUCUUGAAACGUAAAAAAGAACUCUCAGUGAAGGUUUUGUAAAUAUCAGACAUCGAUUUGCAUUUUGAUCAAGGAAUUUAGUUAAUUUUGAGGAAAUCAAGCUCGACCAAUCGGAUAAACAAAGAUGGGUGAGCAGAGCGAGAGAGAGUGUGCUCAUGCCUUAGUAUUUUAUCAGAAGACUUCGAA